Messenger RNA from Cylindrotheca closterium, 1470 nucleotides. Lineage: Eukaryota; Bacillariophyta; Bacillariophyceae; Bacillariales; Bacillariaceae. The record is from the annotation of a GenBank genome assembly.
AUGGCCGAAGAAGAAGAAGUCUGGAUUGACGUUUCCGUCGCCCAAGACGGAGGAGUCCUAAAGAAGAUCCUCAAGGAAGCACCUGAGGGAGCUUCUGGACCUCCACCCAGUGGAAACGAAGUGGAGGCCCACUACACGGGUACUUUGUCCUCGGAUGGCUCCAAAUUUGAUUCCAGUCGUGACCGUGGCAAGCCAUUCAACUUCACCAUUGGACAAGGGCAGGUGAUCAAGGCUUGGGACGAAGGAUUUGCUUCCAUGAAGAUUGGCGAACACGCAAUCCUAAAGUGUCGCUCGGAUUAUGCCUAUGGCGACUCUGGAUCGCCUCCCAAGAUCCCCGCCAAGGCCGAAUUGUUGUUUGACGUCGAGCUACUUGGCUUCAAGGAAAAGCCCAAGGAACGCUGGCAAAUGUCUACCGAGGAACGAUUGGAAUAUGCCACCAAGAUCAAGGCGGAAGGAACCGAACUCUUCAAAAAGAAGAACUACGCCGAAGCUACUGCCAAGUACGAAGAUGCCGCCGCGUUUUCGGUCGACGAAGGUAUCUCUGGAGAUGAUAUCCCAGAAGCCGAACGCCCACUAUACAUCAGUUGCUGGGGUAAUGCUGCCAUGUGUUACAUCAACAUGAAGAGCUGGGCGGAUGCCAUUCAUGCCUGCAACAAGGUCUUGGAGAUGGAGUCGGAGGCAAACACCAACAUCAAGGCGCUCUACCGUCGUGGGUUGGCCCGGAUUCGAUUGGGACAAUACAAGGAAGCCAAGGUCGAUCUCAUGGCUGCCUAUAAUCUUGAUAAUAGUAACAAGGAUGUCCGCAAGGCGCUCAAGCAACUAAAGGACGAGGUGGCUGCCGCCAAAAAGAAGGAAAAGGAUACCUUUGGUGGAUUCUUGGGCAAGGUGGAUAUCUACAAUGACAAGAAGGGUCCACUUGUACCAAAUGCCAAGGGAGACAAUCCACACGUCUUUUUCCAAAUCAAGCAAGGAGACGAAGAUCUUGGUAAGGUUGUCAUGCAACUUUACAAAGAUAUUACCCCCAAAACGGCCGAGAACUUUCGAUGUUUGUGUACGGGAGAAAAAGGCAACGGCAGCAGUGGCAAGCCUCUUCACUUCAAGGGUUCCACAUUCCACCGUGUCAUUAAGGACUUUAUGAUUCAAGGUGGAGACUUUACCAAUGGAAAUGGAACUGGUGGAGAAAGUAUUUACGGAGAAAAGUUUGCCGAUGAGAACUUUGUCAUCAAGCACACCAAGGCAGGACAAUUGUCCAUGGCAAACGCUGGGCCUGGAACUAAUGGAAGUCAAUUCUUUGUUACUUGCAAGGAUACUCCUCAUUUGGAUAAUAAACAUGUGGUAUUUGGUCAUGUGGUAGAAGGCAUGGAUGUGGUGCGCAAGGUUGAGAAUACCAGCGUUGGAGGACAAGACAAACCAGAGGUUGAUGUUGUCAUUGCAGACUGUGGGGAAAUGCCGGCCGAUUACAAACCAUGA